This is a messenger RNA of Perognathus longimembris pacificus (Pacific pocket mouse), 882 nucleotides long. It is a transcript of the gene Tmem147, whose product is annotated as transmembrane protein 147. The coding region runs from base 129 to 803 and encodes 224 amino acids. The transcript has 7 exons. NCBI's taxonomy places the organism in Eukaryota, Metazoa, Chordata, Mammalia, Rodentia, Heteromyidae. The record is from RefSeq and is a predicted model, not a curated record.
GCUUCGCGCGCAGGCUGCGACCCAGUUUAGAGGGCGCCGGGCCGGGGCGCCGGUGGAACUGAGGGAGCCGGCUCGGAGUCGCCUCGCCUGGUGACUCCCGCCCCGGCGGGCACCAGGCGGCCGGCGUCAUGACUCUGUUUCACUUUGGGAACUGCUUCGCCUUGGCCUACUUCCCCUACUUCAUCACGUACAAGUGCAGCGGCUUGUCUGAGUACAAUGCCUUCUGGAAAUGCGUCCAGGCCGGGGUCACCUACCUCUUUGUGCAGCUAUGUAAGAUGCUGUUCUUGGCCACUUUCUUCCCCACCUGGGAAGGUGGCAUCUAUGACUUUAUUGGGGAGUUCAUGAAGGCCAGUGUGGAUGUGGCAGACCUGAUAGGCCUCAACCUCGUCAUGUCCCGGAAUGCCGGCAAGGGAGAGUACAAGAUCAUGGUGGCUGCCCUUGGCUGGGCCACCGCUGAGCUCAUUAUGUCCCGCUGCAUCCCCCUGUGGGUCGGAGCCCGGGGCAUUGAGUUUGACUGGAAGUACAUCCAGAUGAGCAUCGACUCCAACAUCAGCCUGGUCCAUUACAUCGUCGCCUCGGCCCAGGUCUGGAUGAUCACACGCUACGACCUCUACCACACCUUCCGGCCAGCCGUCGUCGUCCUCAUGUUUCUCAGUGUCUACAAGGCGUUUGUCAUGGAGACCUUCGUACACCUCUGCUCCCUGGGCAGCUGGACAGCUCUGCUGGCCCGAGCGGUGGUCACGGGGCUGCUGGCCCUCAGUACCUUGGCCCUGUACGUCGCCGUCGUCAAUGUGCACUCCUAGGCUUGGUGUCCCAGAGUCACUGGACCUGUUCCCCUGCCUCUCUCCAGGUGUUUGUGAAGUAAACAGUAUUUGGAAAGUU